Rhizophagus irregularis DAOM 181602=DAOM 197198 is the source of this 393-nucleotide messenger RNA. The record is from RefSeq and is a predicted model, not a curated record. Lineage: Eukaryota; Fungi; Glomeromycota; Glomeromycetes; Glomerales; Glomeraceae.
AUGACUCAUCAUCAGCCUGUAAUAGAUCAUGAUGUAGAAGCUGACAAUCUUUUAAGGGUAGGAGAGGGAACUUGCGUUUGGGAAAUAGAUUCUGGCUCGAGAACUGGAGUUGGGUUUAUCACUUGUAGCUUAUUCUUUCUUCGAUCCUUUCUUUUGGCGAAUAUUCUUGCAGCUAUUUAUUCAGAACUGGAGAUGUUUGUGGGCGGACCUGCCAUCGGCCUGAAGGUUGCCAUGAACAUUGGAAAGCUAGAAAGUGUCUUCCUUGUAAUGUUUGUGAUAAGCCAACUAGCUCUGAACCCGGCCUUUGUAACCCAGUAUAUUAAUAGGCUUGGAGAUAGAGCCAUUGGAUACUUAUUGGGAGCACACUCGAACACUUCGGUCCUUGGUGCUUGA